AUGGUCAGCGCAAAGGGACAAAACUGGGAGAACUACAAGAAGGACUUCGCCGACGACGAGGUUGAAGAGAAGAAGAUCACACCUUUAUCAGAUGAAGAUAUUCAAGUCCUAAAAACCUACGGCGCAGCUCCAUAUGGUGCCGCGCUGAAGAAACUCGAACAGCAGAUCAAAGAGAAGCAAACAAGUGUGAAUGAGAAGAUUGGCGUAAAGGAAUCAGAUACCGGAUUGGCGCCACCUCAUUUAUGGGAUGUAGCAGCAGAUAGACAACGGAUGUCAGAAGAGCAACCUUUACAAGUUGCAAGAUGUACGAAGAUUAUUCAAGACGAGAAGGAUACGGAAAAGAGCAAAUAUGUCAUCAAUGUUAAGCAGAUCGCGAAAUUCGUUGUGAACCUUGGCGAUCGUGUCAGUCCUACAGAUAUCGAGGAAGGAAUGAGAGUUGGUGUCGACCGCAACAAGUACCAAAUCUUAUUACCCUUACCUCCGAAAAUCGAUGCUAGUGUUACGAUGAUGACAGUUGAGGAGAAGCCUGAUGUUACAUAUGGUGAUGUUGGAGGUUGCAAGGAACAGGUCGAAAAGCUACGAGAAGUCGUCGAAAUGCCACUGUUAUCACCAGAACGAUUUGUCAACCUUGGUAUCGACCCACCCAAAGGUGCUUUACUUUAUGGUCCUCCAGGAACUGGAAAAACACUUUGCGCUAGAGCUGUCGCCAACAGAACCGAUGCUACAUUUAUUCGAGUUAUUGGUAGUGAGUUGGUGCAGAAAUAUGUCGGAGAGGGUGCUAGAAUGGUUCGUGAAUUGUUCGAAAUGGCUAGGACGAAGAAAGCUUGUAUCAUUUUCUUCGAUGAGAUUGAUGCAGUCGGAGGGGCUCGUUUCGAUGAUGGUGCCGGAGGAGACAACGAAGUACAAAGAACCAUGUUGGAAUUAAUUACCCAACUUGAUGGAUUCGACGCGAGAGGAAACAUCAAGGUCAUGUUCGCUACAAACAGACCUUCUACCCUGGAUCCCGCGUUGAUGAGACCUGGACGUAUCGACAGAAAGAUCGAAUUUUCGCUACCAGAUCUCGAGGGACGAGCAAACAUUCUUAGAAUCCACGCCAAGAGUAUGUCUGUCGAGAGAGACAUUAGAUGGGAAUUGAUUUCACGUCUCUGCCCCAAUUCUACUGGUGCUGAACUUCGAAGUGUUUGCACAGAGGCAGGAAUGUUUGCUAUUCGUGCUAGAAGAAAGGUCGCGACAGAAAAGGAUUUCUUGAGCGCAGUUGACAAGGUCAUCAAGGGUAACUUGAAGUUCAACUCCACUGCCACUUAUAUGCAAUACAACUAG
This is a messenger RNA of Botrytis porri, 1320 nucleotides long. RefSeq lists its product as uncharacterized. Gene Ontology annotation, biological process: proteasome-mediated ubiquitin-dependent protein catabolic process. Bases 1 to 1320 code for a protein of 439 amino acids. Gene Ontology annotation, molecular function: ATP binding; proteasome-activating activity; ATP hydrolysis activity. The record is from RefSeq and is a predicted model, not a curated record. Gene Ontology annotation, cellular component: proteasome regulatory particle, base subcomplex. The transcript has 6 exons. Lineage: Eukaryota; Fungi; Ascomycota; Leotiomycetes; Helotiales; Sclerotiniaceae.